GCAGAUUCCAGUACCCUACCUACAUCUGGGUAAGGUUUUCGUCGUUUACUCGCGUCACUCGAGUCGACUCCAUUGCCGAGUUUACCCGGGUGAAACAUCCCGAACGGUCCGAGUAGUCACAUGACAUCAAAACAGUUACGACGUCAGUAUGUGAUCGAGAGACAGGCUUUUUUGCGUAUAGGACGCCAUUUUGUCACGUGACAAACCCUUUUACUCUCCACUCAACGGGGAGUAAACCGGUUAGUCACCUGAUGCGACUCCGAGUCAGUCAUGUGACCAACUCGAUUCAAAACGCGAACGGUCUGGUGUCGACUCGAGUGACUCGGGUGAACAACGAAAACCUUACCUAGCUAGAUGUAGAGUUACGGAACCUGCCGAGGUUUGCCGACUGCGGUACCCUACAGUUAGAUUCGUAGAAUCUGCCGAGGUUUGCCGAAUGUACGUUAGAAUAGUAGACGUCAUUGGUUGUCACUCUCACAGAAAUAUAUAAAUUUAUAAUAUAUUUCUAUGGCCACUCUGGUUAUUUUUACUCCGUGCCGCGCAUCAACCCCUGCUAACAUGACAACAAUGCCUGUUAAACUAUAGACUUUAACUGUCCAGGCAGCGGAAGAGUAGUCUCGGUCACCCAAGAAGAGAGAGAGAGAGAGAGAGAGAGAGAGAUGGGGUUUAACGUCCACUCACCAUGGUGAGAUAGGGUAAGUUGGCUACAAAGAAAACAAAUGUUUAUAAAACAAACACAAUUAUCAAUUCAAAACAUUGGUCGGUCUUCUGUCUUGGUUCGAUUGGUCUUUGACGGAGGGGUAAUGUUUCCAAAAAGUAUAUUCAUCACGUGACACAAUACGGCGCCCAUCUUUCGGCAAACCUCGGAAGACUCUGGUAUCCGAAUGCGGCGCCCAUAACAACAACAGGUGCGAGAUGUAAAUAGCAACAAGAUAAAGAAGAUUGUACGGCAUUAUGUGAAGUUUAGAGGCGAAAGAAGUAGGAUAUCUGUCAGAUUAUUUGGUUUACAGUUGAUCUAUAAAAAAAUAAACAACAUAAAAUGGCUUCUUCAGAAUGUGAUGAAGCACCUGUACAGUCUGGUAACACUGUGGGUAUUUUAAGCAAUGUUGCUGAAAGUAGUGUUACUUUUUGUGUUGAUACAUCAGGUAGCAUGUUCAACUGUUUACACAUGGUUAAAGAACAAUUAGUAGAGGCUUUAUAUAAACAUACAAAACAUUCCAGUGAAAAUGCAUUAUUUAACAUCAUAGAAUUUAAUACAUACGUGACACAGUGGUCAGAUAAGAUGGUGAAAUGUACUCCUGAAACAGUGUCUGUGGCAGCUAAAUGGAUUAGUGAGCUUAGUGCUAAAACUGGAACAAACACUCAAGAUGCCUUAAUUACUGCCCUUAGCGAUCCUGAUUGUAAAGCAGUGUAUUUAAUUACAGAUGGAUUACCUGAUCAAAAUCCAGAAGACAUAUUAGAUCAAGUUGUUUAUGCCAGUGGUAAUCGACCAGUACAUUGUAUUUAUUUAAUGGGUGAAAAGGUUGAUAGUGCAUCUAUAGAAUUUUUAGAAGAUCUUGCCAUAGAAACUUAUGGGAGUUUCCAUGUUGCCAGUUUGACUAUUAAAGGUUGUGUUGAGAAGGUGACUCCAGUAUAUAUAUCCGAUCAUGCUAAUGUUAUUAGAACAAGUAAUGACAGUAUUUUACCUAGAUCUAAAAGGUGUUCUGUAACUACCACAUUAGCCAUGGAUCCAACAGAAAGUGUCCACCUCAAUUCUACUGUGGCAGCCCCAAUUUACUAUCCAUAUAACUUCUCGCCAUUAUCUGGUUUUCGUUACUAUAAUCCCUCGUAUUGGAGUCAAUAUCGACCAGCUAAGGGCUGGUUAAAAACCCAAGAUAAAUUACUUGAUGUCGCUCAUGACAUAGAACUGUCUCCAGCAGCAGGAGCUCUUUUGAUUGGCAAAAAAGUUCUAGCCAGAAGGCAAAGUGAUGGUUAUUUUUAUCGGGGAACUGUACAGAGCCAGGUUUAUGAGAGUAAAUUCUUGGUUGCAUUUGAUGCUUGUAAAUAUGGUAAAUAUAAAAACACAGUAUAUCAAGAAACAUUGGUACAUGAUAUAUUAGAUUAUGAGGAUGCUAAAAGACGAGCUGUACUAACUGGAGAUAAAGUUUUAUCCACAUGGGAACCAGAAGGAGAGAGGUUCGGACCUGGUGUUAUAAUUGAUGGCUUUGAAAAAAGGGACACUGAAGCAGGUCCCGAAGAUAAAAUUAUAACAGUUGCUUUUAGAAACAGUAAAACAGAGAAUGUAGCCUUAGAUACAGCGGUAUGGAUUCCGGAAACUAUGUAUGAUAGAUUAGCCCUUGAGUUGACCAUGCCUCGUCAUACCAGAGAAAAACUGGCCACUAGACCUAAUUAUCCAUUAGAAAAUUUACCAGGAUACCCUACAUCCGGCCCAAUAGCUUCACCCCAACACUACCCUAAACCUGCUGCCUUAGUUCUUGAAUCUGGGAUGCCCUUAGAUAGAACACUGUAUAGAUAUCCACCAUUUGCUCCUGUCUGUCCUGUAUAUUUAAAACGUAGGGACCCACCGUUAACAAAAUCAGUCGUAAAAAGUGAAGAUAUUAAUGCUCUGAUACCUGGAACUAAUUUAACCAAACAAGAAUUGGAAGAUAGAGUCACUUCCCAGUUGAUGGAGCACAAGCUUUUCUUAGAUGAAAAAGAAAAUGAAAAGGGUAGUAACAGAAGGUUGUUGAAUCGACGCGAACCUCAAGUUGUCAACAGUUUAAAGAAAUCAGUAACAUUUAAUGAUGAAAAUUUGGUAGAAAUGUCUGCCACUCCUAGAGAUGAGUCAGUACCCCGAUAUGGUGAGAUGGAGUUCACCGAUUCUGAUGGUAAUAUUAUCUACAGAAAUAGAGAUGGUACAAUUAGAUAUAGAGAUGGUAAUGUGCGAUAUAACAGCAGUGGUAAAGCUGAAUAUAGAGACAAAGAAGGUAACAUCAUAUAUAGGGGCAGAGAUGGAACAAUAGAAUAUAGAGAUACAGACGGAAAUGUAGAAUACAGAGACACUGCUGGUAACAUUGAAUAUAGAGAUAAUGAUAGCAAUGUCAGAUUCAGGGACAGAGAUGGUAAUGUUGAAUAUAGAGAUAGACAUGGUAAUAUUGAAUACACUGACAGAGAUGGUUUUAUUGAAUAUAGAGACAGGGAAGGUAAUGUUGAAUAUAGAGAUAGGCAUGGUAAUGUAGGAAUCCGAGAUGAAGAGGGUAAUGUAAGAUAUAAAGACAGAGAUGGAAAUGUUACUUAUAGAGACAGGAAUGGAAAUACAAGUUAUAUAGACAGAUAUGGUAAUAUUGAAUAUAGAGACCGACUUGGUAAUGUUGAAUAUAGAGACAAUGAAGGUAAUAUUGGAUAUAGAGACAAGGAUGGAAUCGUGAAAUACCAAGAUAGUAAUGGUAAUAUCAAUUAUCAAGAUAGCAAUGGCACCUUGGUAUACAAAGAUAGAGAUGGAAAUACAAGAUACAUUGAUCGAUAUGGUAAUAUUGAAUAUAGAGAUAAUACUGGUAAAGUAGAAUUUAGGGAUAGGGAUGGAAAUGAAGGAUAUAGAGAUAAUGAUGGUAUUGUUAAGUAUAAAGAUAAAAAUGGUAACAUAAGAUAUAGAGAGAGGGAUGGUACAUUAGUGUCUGUGGACAAGGAUGGUAAAACGACCUAUAUUAGAGAUUCUGAGUAUGAUGGUAACUAUGAAGAUCCCAGUAGGGAAUAUACAGAUGACGAAAAAAGAUUACAUGAGAUAUUCUUAAAAAGUACUGAUCCAGAUCUAACAGAAAAUGAAAGACAAUAUUGGAAAUCUGUUUAUGAUGCAGAAAGGCGAGCAAAAGAUAUUGGUGUUAAUACAGACUCAAGUUCAUUAUUCUAUAGGAGACCAAAUAAUAGUUCAAUUAGUAAAAGACCACCAUGGAAAUAUUGGAAGUGUGAACCAAGUCCUCCUCUUCUUGAUACAAGUACCGAAAGAGUUGAAGACAGAAUGAGAACUGUUGAUGGUUUUAGAGAAACUGCUAUACAAGCUCCAUUAGAAGCUCGAGAUCUGGCAAGACCUUAUAAUAGUAUUGAAUGGACAAGUCCAGUAUUUAGUGUUGUAGAUAUGUUUGCUAAACAUGACUACUCUAACUCAGUAAAUCAAUUGUUAAAGCCAUGUCUACUUUCUAAAAGUAAUCCUGAAACACAACAUGCUAAUGAUGGUGAUGUACCUAGAACUGUAACUAAAGAUGAUAUAGCUGAAGCUAGAAGAGAAUUUAGAUUAAGGAGGAUUAUGCAAAGACAUAAAAAUUGGCAGGAGAAAAAAUCUGAAGAGCAUAAUAUGAAGAAUCUGAUGGUAGACCAGCAUAGACAACGAAUUAUUGAACAUUUAACGCAAGAAAAAGAAAAACAGUUACAUGAACAACAAAUGAUCGAAAGAGCUAGAGAAGCUAAGAAAAAUAUCAGUGCUGAAAUUCGUUUUAGAAUAGAGACAAACCAAAAACAUGAAUUAAGUAAAGAAGAACAAAGAAUAACAGCUCUUAGCAGACAACGGGAACAUAGAGAAGCUCAUCAAGCACAAAGGGCAAAAGAAGUGAAAGAUAUAGCAGAAAGACGUCAAGCUGUCAGAGAACAACGUAGUAAAGAACGCAAUGAUGUCAUCACCGUGAAGCUAGAUGCUGAGGAAGCUUACAAACAGUCAGUUAAUCAACAACAUCAGGGUGCUAAAAUACGACGCAUGCAUCAUUUUCAACAAUUAGAACAAAAUGCACAGAAAAGAACAGAACUUAGUCUCGCUGUUAAUGAACAACGCAGAGCUUUACAGAUAUCUCAAAUUUUUUCUUAGAAUUCAGUCACAUUAUUCUAGUGGUACCGUAAAUCUGUAAUAUACAUGGAGUGAUAAUUCUGUAUGUCUAUUUAAAACCUGUCAAUUUCAGAUCACAAACUUAAGUGUAUUUGAAGGUUAUAGUAUGUUUGUUUCUGCUCUUAGAAGUCUUGAGUGUGAAUUGAAAUGAGGUAUGAACCAGUUAUCUGUGUUCACUACCCAGCACAUAAACAGCAUAGCUGUCUACUAAACCACUAGUCUGGUUCUACAUUCAAGACUUAGUAAACUCACAACCCAUUCAAGACUUAGAAAACUCACAAUCCAUUCUCAUUCCUUAUGUCUGAUGUUUGCUUAAUAUAUAGUUAAUAAGCCUUAUCACUUGCAAAUACCAUGCCGAGAACAUGAAAAAUAUAAUUUGCGUCUGGUAUUUACAUGUUUAAAUUGGUAAUAAAGAAUUUAACUGGUGACAUUUUUGUUGGUCACCAAUUAGUUGAACAGUGAGGAUCACCAACUGUAGUAUAUUUUUCUAUUACGAGUUCAUGGCAUGUGUUUACACUCUGUAUACAAUAUCUAUAUAGUCUAUCAAAUGUUAUUUACAAGUGGUUAAUUGAUCAGGUAAUCACAGCCGCUAACGAACACUAGGAGAGAGGUAAUAUAGGCCUAGCCUGUUCCUCAAUACUUUUCUGUGAAUAAAAUAUUGUUUAUAUACAAAAAAGAACACACUAUUUUAUUACAAUUUGAUACAUAAUGGUGUUAAUAACUGUUACUUGUAUUUCACUCCAUUUCACAUACAAUCGUCUUUAUUGCAAGAGUUUCAUAUACAGGGUUAAUAUUCUCAAGUAAUACAUACAUAUAUACCCAUUGUAAUUGUUUUAUCGCAAGUCUAAAACAGAGUGCAACUUGCACUGUAGUGUGCCUUUUAAGGCUAAAGAUAUUUUAAGUACAACCAAACGGCUUUUGCACUUCAAAGAAAAUAAUUGCAAUGGUUCCCUUACUAAAACAAAAUUAUUCUUUUGUGGAAUACAUCGGUUAUGUUUGGUAUGGUUUUCGCUUAGUUCAAUGAAACGUAAGCAACAAAAACAAUUAAUCAUCUUUAUGAAUAUAGCCCCUGCAAAAUUUGGCCCAAUUUAGGGCAAUUUAGUAACUGUUCUGUUGUAGCUAAAAUGGCUUCAGUAAAAAUAUACAUCUCUUGCUCGGUUCAUGUUAUCGUAGUUCUGUCAGAUUUAUAAAUCCUAAAAUUACUGAAAGAAGCUAAUGACCAAAUAAAACUGACAAACUAUACAUUUAUUGGUGAUUCCUCACAUUAAAGAUUCUAAGAGUGCUGGAUUGGUCAAAUAGAGUACAUGUAAUGUUAAAAAUAUUAUGAAUUGGAUGAUUUAAUAAUGAAUAUUUUAUCCACUUCACACAACGGCAGGGGUUUAAGAAACUCUUGCAUUUUUUUUUUAAACUUUGUAUUCUCGAAGAAUUAACAGACAAAAGCACCAAGAUAGAAAUUGUUAAAGAUUCCCUCCAAGAUCUGUGAUACAUUGUUUGUUUUUGAAUUAUUAUUAUUUUUUUUUAUUGCCAUUUUUGUAAGGGGAGAAAUAUCUAUCCUAUAUUGAUCAGGUAGGUCCCUAUUUAUUAUAACAAAAAUUAUAUAGACUCCCUUUAAGUUUAACUGUUCAGACUUGUUACAAUGUUAGGGUGACCCACCAUAAAUAAAUAUCUCCAUAUAUCUCGACAAUUACGCCACAAUAUUUAUAUAUAUGCCAAGCCUCAAAUCAGUUUCACACAAUUAUAGUCACUAAAUAAACGAUCAUAUUGUACUUAAUAAGCUAUGACCAUUAAUCAUGUAUAAAUAAUAGACUGAAAACUGGUUCCAAGAGUCGUCCGUAACAUCCAGACACUUUUGAGUAAAAGAUAGGUUACGUGCCCUUGUUUUGAAAUUAGUCUCGCUUAACCAGUCUAUCGUCCAUUCUACGUCUGAUUGACAGGUCGGGAUAAUCAAGACUACUUUUUUACGAAACAUAACAGAAAGCUAGAACGAGAAAUUGAAUUUAGAAAUAAGCACGUUAGGUAGCUCAACAAUCGUUUUAAGAAGCUUGUAAAAGUAAAAUGAAACUACUGCUAGUAUCAUGUUCCUGUCUAACCCGAGUGAUUCAGAGAUAUUAUUUGUACUAAACCAAAAGAUGCCGCUCUUAACGGUACAGUUAAUGAUAAAGCGAUUUAAAAAAUGAAACGAACGUAAUUUCUAAAUCUGCUGUAAUAACCAAGAAGCUUAAUUUUACUGCUAUUCAAAAUCGUCAACAAUAAUUUUUUUACGGCUGUAAUAGUUGAUAGAUUUGUAGAGAAUUGCACGUGCCAUGGCUAUUUAUAGUAUCAUACUGUUAGAAAGUUGGUCUCGGCACGGCGAAUGUGCACGCUUCAGUGGUAGUCUCGAACUAUCAGCGGUGGACUGUAUUUCUGUGAGUACAUGGAUCACCCUAACAAUGUAUGAAAUAAAGCCACAAAAGAUAUUAAAUGAAAUGAAGAACUAAGUUAACAUUUAACCCUACCUACAUGAUUGGUCAACCUUGUAAAUUAUUAAUUAUUCGUAUUUUACCGUGCCAAUCCUUUUGGUAUUAUGAUCAUUUAGUGCCCUUAAUAUAUUAUACAUAAUUAGUAUUUGCUUGUGAUACAAUUUUUAUGUACAUACCAUUUAUUGUAAACUUUGAUAGUAUUGAUCUCUAGUGAUAUAAUUAUAUAAAUUAUAACAAGAAUUACUUGUCUAGUAAAUGAAUAAAAGAUGUAUGUUUAGUACAUGUAACCUUUGUAUAUUUCUUCCAUUUUGACAAAAAAAUGUAUUGUUAAAUUUGUUACUUAGCUCAACUUCAGUUAAUAAAUCUUUCUAUUUAAAA
This is a messenger RNA of Patella vulgata (common limpet), 7686 nucleotides long. RefSeq lists its product as uncharacterized. The transcript has 7 exons. The record is from RefSeq and is a predicted model, not a curated record. Bases 1040 to 4831 code for a protein of 1263 amino acids. Lineage: Eukaryota; Metazoa; Mollusca; Gastropoda; Patellidae.